Messenger RNA from Adineta ricciae, 927 nucleotides. NCBI's taxonomy places the organism in Eukaryota, Metazoa, Rotifera, Eurotatoria, Adinetida, Adinetidae. The record is from the annotation of a GenBank genome assembly.
AUGGCCGAAAAAAAAACAAGUAAUACAAUCGCUACAAAUGAAGAGCCAACAUCUACCACAAGAUCUCCUGAAAAACGCACCGAUGAUAAGUCACGUCAUAGAAAACGACACGAUCGAUCUCGAUCGUCAUCAGUAAAACGUCAUCGACAUAAACGAUCACGUUCGAGAUCUCGAUCUCGAUCUCGACAUCACCGACAGAAACGAUAUCGACAUAGUCGGUCACGUUCACCACGACGAAAACGGUCAAGAUCACGAUCAAGAUCAAAACAUCGCUCACCACGAAGACGAUCGAGUCCUGCACAAAAUCGAGCGCCACACGUUGAUGCUCGAAUAGCAGAAGAAGAGAGAAAACGUAUUCAGCAAGAAACAUUGCAGAAAUUGAAAGACAUGGCAGCCAAUGACACAUUGGACAUAUCACACCUAACCAUUGAUGAUUUGAAAAAAGCAAUUGAUGUACCGAAAGAACUACGAUCAAAUCAAGCAGCAAUAGUUUCAUAUCAAAUGGAAGAAAUUCGUAAAUUAGUUGAAGAAUUGAGUGGUAUAUCCGUUCCUAAAAUCUACAAUAACGGUGCCAUAAACCCGCUUCAAUAUGCGCAACAGCAACGUAAACGUAAAUUGCUUUGGUCGAAAUCGAAUGAUAAAACAUCCACUAGUAAAGUGGGUGCGGCGAUAACUGACGGGCAAGAUGAGAAAACGGCUGAAAAAUUUCGAAAACUGUUAGGAAUGAAAGCAGGUGGUAAUAUAAUCAACGAUGCAACGGAAACUGAUGCCAUUCAUCAGCAACAACAAAACACAUUCGACUCGCUUGAUAAAGAAUAUCAAACAGCUCGCAUAACAACGCACUUACGACGUGGUGUUGGACUUGGUUUUCUCUCUCAAGGACCUUUUGUACCUUCGUCAUCAUCAUCGUCCUCAGAAAGAAAUUAA